Messenger RNA from Lampris incognitus (smalleye Pacific opah), 2957 nucleotides. RefSeq names its product neurochondrin (gene ncdn). Gene Ontology annotation, cellular component: dendrite. Lineage: Eukaryota; Metazoa; Chordata; Actinopteri; Lampriformes; Lampridae. Bases 70 to 2571 code for a protein of 833 amino acids. The transcript is spliced from 8 exons. Gene Ontology annotation, biological process: regulation of neuronal synaptic plasticity; neuron projection development. The record is from RefSeq and is a predicted model, not a curated record.
AUCAGUGUGGAUUACUGAGCGGAACACUUGUCUUUCUUCAUCUUUUGACCGUAGUCAACAUUAGCCAUAAUGGCUGAAGGUUCUGAAUGUACCCCUUCUUUGAGCGCCGAGAAUCACCACCCUAGAAGAGAGGAGGAGGGAGGAGGAGGAGGACCACCUGAUCCAGAGUCAAACAGAGGAGGUGGUUUGACUGAUGCCCAGAGAGAGGUCUUACAAAGAUAUCUUCAUGCACUUACACAUGCUAAAAACGAUAGCCAUACGCUGGCUGCACUUCUUUUGAUCACCCGUUUGUGCCCAGCCAGCCAGUUAGACAAAUCCACAUUGAAGCACAUAUUUGAGGCAGUGGGCCUUAAUCUCCCAGCUCGGCUCUUGGUGACUGCAGUUAGAGGGAGUGAAAGCUCUGCCUUGCCUCCGGAGGAGCUCUUCUCACUGGGAACGGCUCUGUUGGCUGCCCUGAGCACAGACCCAGACAUGGCCUCUCACCCACUGCUCCUCACCACUGUCCCACUGCUGCUUGGCGUCCUAGCAGAUGGCCCCAUGUGGACCAAACAGGAACAAGCAGACCAGAGACAGAAGCAGUCCAAACAAGGUUUGGAAACGGAAACAGGACAUACAGCGAGUGAAAAUGAUGAGGUCCAGUCAACAGAGAUUUCACACACAACAAAUACCGCUGUCACUAUGUCUAAACCACAGAAUAACCCACUGGGAGAGAGAGAGGGCAGUAAAGAUAAGGAGAGCAAUGGAGAGAAAGAAAUCCCAACGUCUCAUGGAGUCUCACCAUCUUCCAAGCUUGAUGAGGCCAUGGCAGCUGACUGCUACCAGGUUUUGGCUGCUGUGUGUGCUUUACCCAGGGGCCCUGACCAGCUACUCACCAGGGGUGCCAUCCCUGUACUGUGCCGCGCACUGGAACAAAACCAGACCCUAAGCCAAAAGAGGGGCCUUGCCUUGCUGGGUUGCCUCCUUUCAGGCAAAACUAAGGACAGAGCAUGGAGUAAACACCCUAGUGAACUCCUCUCUGUACUGGUUAGGGUCUCCAACAACUUCUGUCAAGCCAAAGACCAGACUAGGCUGGAUAUGUGUGUCAAGUUGCUGCAGUUCCUACCCCCACCAGGUGUGAUGGCAGAAAGUGAGGAAUUGAAGAAAGCCGUGGCUAGUCUGUGGGGGGAGUUGAGGCCCAUGAUGCAGGCUAAGUUGACACCAAGACAGAUAGGGUCAGUUCUGGUUCUCUGUGCUUGUCUUUUGGAUUUAUAUGGCUGGGAGCCUGUUGGCCCUCCAAAGUUGUGCUGUUUGCUAGUAAACCGGGCUUGUAUAGAAGUCAGAAUGGGCCUGGAGGAACCACCUGGAAGCGAUCUGAGCCCCCAGCUACAACACACACUCACAGGCUGUUAUCGUAUCAUGGAGGCUGCCAUGGAGCAGGCCUGUAUCCAGGGAGUCACACAGAGUGUCGCACCACCACAGAGUGCCCUGAGUGGGUUGAGUCUGCAACAGAGCAGGCAGGUUCUCAGGGUGCUAGAGGAGGCCUUCUCUGCUGUAAUAUACUACCUACAACAGGUGGACAAGAGCCGCUAUGGUGACCCUUUCAUUUUUGCCACAUUCCGUUGUCUCUGCUCUUGGCUGGCAGAGGAGACUUCCUGUCUAAAGGAGGAAGUGACUAACCUGCUGCCAUUCCUCAUUGGCUACACAAGGAGCCAUCUGCUGGAUGAAAGCCAAGAGCAGGGUCUCUCAAGCUGGAUGUCUGAGAUUUCUUUUGGUGUGAGAGGAAGUGCUUGGACAGGCAAAGAUACUCUGAGGUAUCUUCUCCCAGGUCUCUGCCACCUCUCAGCAGAGGAAGGCCCUAGGAAGGUGCUCCUUACCCUGGACACCCCUGCCCUCCUGGUAGACUUUCUGUCACGGGGUUGGAACUCCUUAAAAGGGAAAACUGGGACGGCUUCAGCCAGGGACCCCAGUAUGGAAACAGCAUGCUCAGCUCUCCUCAACUUCACCGUCACAGAGCCAGACAGAGUCAGGAAGGAUCCAUGUUUCAGAACCCUCGAGUCCCUUCUUAGUGAAGCACUUCCAGUUUUAAUCCAUAAACCCCAGCUCCUGGUCCUAGCAGCCAAUUACUGCACUCUGGGGCUAAUGAUUGGCAGACUCAAAGAAGCUCCACCAGGACCAGUUAAACCAGGGCAGAAGCAGUUCUUCUCUGCAGCUCUCCGGUUCCUCCGUGGGGCCUUGAACUCGGGCUCCAGCCCCGGCCCAGUUAGAGUGAGCCCCAGUUGGGAAGAGUGGUGGGAGGAGGCUGAAGAGCUCUGGAGGUUGGGGCUGCAGGCCCUAGGUGGCUGCAUCCGUGCCCAACCCUGGAUCACUACGCUGGUCAGAGAGGAAGGUUGGAUGACACACACACUCACCAUAUUGGGAAAAUGUAGCGCAUUACCUGACCCACACACACAAGAGGCACUAGAGGAGGCUCUGUGUGCCAUGGCCGACCAGUGCCCAUUCUGUAAACAGGAGAUUGCCAACUUAAUGGUGGAAAAGAGUAAGGGAGCUCUGGACAGUAUGGCGAGCUUGAAGAAAUCAGUGGGAGUGAAGUGACACUAAAUUGAUGCUUAUUGUCACUGAGGUGACAUUGUUCUUGCUAAUGAAAUCUAUUGAGCUGGUUAAGGUUGAAAAAUUAGACCAUGCUAACCAAAAAAAGGGAGUGCUCACCCUUUUUAGAUAUUAUAUCCUCCCUGUGUGCAGGACGUUCUUGAAUUAUGUGACCAUCAGAUACGGCUGCAAAAAUAAACUGUAAGUCUAGUCAUGUUUUAAUGAGGUUUCAUGUCUAUGAAAGAAAAAUGUCUUCCUAUGUUCCACUCUGAUCAGUAUAAUCAAAGGUAAAUUGUGUUAAAACUGUUGUGCUCUCCACAAAGUUCUACCAAGAUGCAACAAGUUCCUACAUGUGACUGGCAAAUUAGUAUUUAAUAAAGAACUAUUUUGUU